Moneuplotes crassus is the source of this 483-nucleotide messenger RNA. NCBI's taxonomy places the organism in Eukaryota, Ciliophora, Spirotrichea, Euplotida, Euplotidae. The record is from the annotation of a GenBank genome assembly.
UUCAGGAACAGUCUGCAAUGUAAUUCCCAGAGUUGCAAAGAUGUCAGGCACUAUCAGAUACUACGACGAAGAAGUUAGAGACAAAGUAGUUGAGAGAAUCCACCAAAUCACUGAGAAUGUAAGCAAGGCCUUCAACUGUAAAGGCACUGUUAACGCUGAUAAUGUCUAUCCAGCUGUUCUUAACCAUGAAAAACAGACUGAGAUAGUACUAGAUAUUGCUGAAAAGGAGUUAGGAGAGGAAGGUGUUAACACUACUAAGCACUUACCUUGGUUUGCAAGUGAAGAUUUUUCAUUUUUCUUGCAGAAGAUCCCUGGAACUUUCAUUUUACUAAAUAAUGUGAAGCCAGGGGAUGAGCCAGUCUCCUUGCAUUCCUCCUACAUGGACUAUAAUGACCACUUGACUCCAACUGGUGCAUAUUUAAACAUCAGAAUUCUUGAGAACAGGCUUGGAUUUUCAGUGCUAUAGGUUUCAAUUCCAAUUAA